Messenger RNA from Moneuplotes crassus, 1575 nucleotides. The record is from the annotation of a GenBank genome assembly. NCBI's taxonomy places the organism in Eukaryota, Ciliophora, Spirotrichea, Euplotida, Euplotidae.
AUGUUUAUUAGAAACAACCUAAAAUAUUCAUUCUCUACUCUAAGAUCUUACUGAAAGCUAUGUUGGCAAAGGAAAUAAUGAGAGAAAUAACAAGAUCAAAUAUUCAUUGAAGAUCCUUGAUGAGGAACAUAAAAAUAAGAAAAGAAUUCCAACAGGCUUACAGUUUCAAGAAUACAAUGUCCUUCAGCUUAUUAAGAUUAAUGAAUGUAAAGAUGAGAUUAGAAGUCUUAUUAAACCUCUGAAAAGAUCAAAGAAGCUGGUCUUAAGCAAGCAUUCCAUUUUUAGAAGUUAUGUCUAUGAAAAAUUAGUAAUUGCUAAAGAAAAGGAAUCAAAAGUUAAAAGAGAUCAUAAGCAUAAUAUCAGGCUCAGACUACUUGAUGAUAUACCGUUUUAUCAUCUUCUAUGACGCGAGUUUAAAAUGAAAAAUAAAAAUAAAUCCAGGCAUACGAGAUUUAAAUCAAAAAAACAUAGCUCAAUGAAAAAUUCCCAAGAGAGAAAAUUAUCGAGUACUACUGAGCUUCAAUCAUUAAUGAAUGAUCUGAGGAAGGCAAACAGAAUAAAAUAAACUUAAUAAAGAAAAUAGAGACAUAAAAAUAGCUCCAAAGGUCGAUGUGGUACUUGAAUCAGUCAAAGAGUAUCAGAAGAGUCAGGAUGAAGAGAUAAAGAGUAAAUUAAAGAAAAGUACAGCAAUGAACAAGUUUAUCUCUGCUAAAUAAUAUGCAAAAUGAUCCUCAGAGUCUUAUAGCUGGUAGCUCGAAGGAUAUUAUCAACAUUACUUUGGAAAAUUCUCCUAAAAGUAAAAGAAAUAUUAUAGAAAGCACCAAAAAUAUCAAAAUUAUGCCAAUUCCUAUGUCUAGGAAACCAAAGAAAUCUUUUGUUAAGGUUGAAAGCUUUAGUGUUGCCUCUAUCGUAGACUUACUGGACUCAGAUGACGGAAGUUUAGCAAAGAACAAAUAAAUUAAAUGAUAUUAUUAGCUCUGACAAGAAGCAAAGUGAUUCGGAGGUUAUAAUGAACCAACCUUGUGAAGAAGAUGAAUCUCAGAAGAGAUUGGCAAUGUCAGAAAAUAGACAAUCCUUAUCUUCAUCAAAGAACACUGGUGAAAGAAGUGAUUCAAUGAAGAAACAGGCCAAUAAAUCAAAGUUUUGUCAUGGAAAAACAAGAUUUUAGCAAAGAUUUUUCUAGCCAAGAGAGUGACUUGAAUAUGGAAAAGAAGCAACUAGUACUACCUAAGAUGAAUAAAUGGAGAAAUGCUUUAGUUAACAAAGCAUUAAAUCAGACAAUGCAGAUAAAAAGGAGAAGAAUUACUAGGAGUAUUGAUAUCGAAGAAUCUAAGCAACUUAACUCUUACAAAAAGAGGACAUCGAAAAAGAGAAAGAAACUAAACAUGAGAAAUAGAAGCAUUGACGAUUCUUUUAUUAGAUUGGUAAAAACAAGGAAAAGAAGAAUAUUCACUCAGAUCGAUUUUAGUAAAAUUCUGGCUUGUUCUGAUCCUCCCAGUAAUCUCAAGAAGUUGGUAAAAAGAAGAAAGUUCCGUAAAAAUUGUCAUAAAUAAUUAAAUCCCCUUGAAUUUAUGA